UCUAUCCGGGAUACGUUUCUCUACCCAGUCGGCCAGUCGCUCCUUCCGGUAAUGUCUAACGCACUAUUUCAGACCAUCGGUGCGAUUUUAGCGAAGAGAAGGUCACCCCCAAAGCCGUUUAUCACAGAACUGAGAUUGUCAAGCGUCGUCCGAGUUUGUGACUUAACGGAGUGGUGGCGUAAGCCCAUCGCUGUAAAAUGACAGUUUUCAUUCGGACAUGGUAUUAGCAGGAACCGAGAUAGCUGACCGCGAUGUGUGCUGUCAUGAGAUAUCGUUUAGCCCUGUCACAGACCCCAUGAAACACACCCAGCCAUCGGAGACCAGCCAGCGACAGGCGGUGCUGACACCCAAACCGACCUCGCCAACCUCCCCGCCCAUCCAACGCACCGCCAUCUAUCAACUUAGCCCUGCGCCCCAGGACCUCAUGACGCCCAAAACCAACCUGCCGGUAGCCCUGGAGGCGAUGAGCAGCGUCUGGCUGCCGCCCACGGACGCCCGCUAUCAGAGAGACACGGCUCUGCCAGUGAUCGAGGGUCCGCGCGGGCCGAUCCGGGCCGGGGAUCACCGCCAAAAGCAACGGUAUAUCACCGUGGUGCAACCCCCGAAGACCGGAGCGAAGAGAAACAACGGAAUCAGGAGUUGCUUCUCCGACAGCUUUCUCCACACGAGGGUGGAACCGCUGGAUGAUGGCCUGAAUAUGGCGGCUAGACCCUUCAAGGGUCUGGUGCCGGCAUCCCAAGACCAAAGGCGUCCCUCCACGCCGAUUGUGGACAGCGCCACGAAAGCAAGCGUAAAUGUCAAGAGGCAGAGGUUCUUCAGCUCGACCGAUUCGGCAAGAACCCUAAAGGAGACGAGGAAUGGGGUCGCGACAGGACGGUCGGAACCCCCGAAGAAACUUGCCAAUAGAACAAAGAAUCAAAAGGCCACAUCGAAAGCCGGUAAUGCCCGCAAAGACCCGGAGCUGCGAGACUCACUUAAGGAAUUGGAGAACGGCUCGUUCUGCGUCUGGAAAGAGAGGACCCGGAGUUUAAGACGAGCCAGUGAGACGUCAUCCGGAAAGACAGACACAGAGACUCCGGCAGGAGACAAGGGCACUGUCAAGGCGGAAACUAAGGAGGAGAGGCGGAGGAACUGGAAACAGGAGUUUGUCAUCAAACAUCUGAAUUACUGCAGCUCAAGAAAGACCCAGCAAGUCGUCCAAUGGCUAAGGGAAGUAAACUUGCAGGACAGCUUUGAGAUAAUCGAAUAACAUCCGCAGAUGUUUACAAAAACUAAGCUAGGGCCGUAAACAUCUUGGACAAUUAGGAAGUUUGGCCAUUAUGUGUUGAAGUUAAUUGUAUGGUUAUACCUUCCUUACAGUUUAUCCAACAGAUGCUUUUUGAGCAGAAGCUGGAAGAGUUGAUACCUAGACCAAUGCGGAACUUGCUCUUUGCUUAGCAUGACUUAACCUAUUGAGGAUUCCCACUCUGGAGAGUUAGGUCCCAAGUAUAUCUGUUUGCAGAAUGGACCACGGCUAUGACAAUGUGCAUUUCGAGGUCAAUUCAUGCACUUGUUCAGGAAUCGGUGCAGGAUUCCAGAGUUUAGUUUUGUUGGUUCUAUUAAAAAUCAACACAGAUCCAUUGACUAUCGUUAUAUCGAUCUAUUCGUUCAUAAACUACCAUAUUGUAAAUACAUUAUGCAGAAUAUUUAUGGCGAUAAUAUAAAAGAAAUUACUGAACAAUAGUCGUUUACAGAAGUUCAAUUUCUUUUUGGAAGACAACUGUCGCAUACUUUCACGCGUUGAUAUUAGCACAGUGGGUCGGUAUCUGAUUAGUUAAUGAAUAACCGAAUUGCACAUGAAGGCAGCGAAAAAUACAAAUGAUCACAAUCAACGCUGGAA
Acanthaster planci (crown-of-thorns starfish) is the source of this 1879-nucleotide messenger RNA. RefSeq lists its product as uncharacterized. The record is from RefSeq and is a predicted model, not a curated record. NCBI's taxonomy places the organism in Eukaryota, Metazoa, Echinodermata, Asteroidea, Valvatida, Acanthasteridae.